GGGAGGAAGAUCAAAGAGGUCAAGGACCAUUUUCAUCACAUGCAAAUUUCCUCUCUCCAAACAAGUUGUUUCAGGUGUUGGAGCUUCCGUUUUCUGGAAAGAGGUCUUGAAUGGUGGGUGCAGGCACUCAGUGAGCGCGGCUCAGGGUCCCACCGCCCGGCUCCGCGGGCUGCAGGUUCCCCCAAGGUGGGCAGGUGUGGUUCCUACAGCUGUGGCUGCGGGAGACCUCAGCCUGGAGAGAAGGGCCUUCUAGAAGACAUGGAGGCUUCGAGGACGGUGGAGUCCUCCGAGGCCGCGUGGGUUCCAUUCUUCAGCCGCCCGGCUUCCUCCCCUGACCCCCUUCCCAAAUUCUCUCCGCUUGGCACCCGAGGAGCCAUCGGAUCUGCCCCAGCGCACAUGGCUAUGCAGCCGGCCAGAGACCCUCGCAAACUCAGCCUAGCGGGCCUACGGGUGUUCCAGGGCCCUCAGACGGCGGAGUCGGUGACGGACAGCAACCCUGUUCCGGAACCGCUGAUGCUGCUCCCGGUGCCCCACCGGCGCCCGGGGCUUCGUCGUGCCCUAAGUCUGAGGCAGAUUCCAGACGACAGUUACAACCCAGAGAUCCUUUACGUGGAGCUGUGGAUGCUUCCCGUGUUGUUCGGCCCGGACGGCGAACUGAUGACGGCUCUCCACCGGUGGUUCGGGGUCUUACUCGUGGUGAGCGCGGUCCCAGGAUGCGGAGUCCUGAUCUUCAUUAUUGGGCCGCCCUUCUACCAGCAUCUUACGAUGCUCCUCAUCGUGGCGGUGUCUUUCCAGCUUCGGAUCCGCGAAAACCGAGCCAGAGCUCGGACCAGACGGCUGCUAAAUUCUGCGCGGGCCUCCGGACGCUCGGUUUAAGGCUGGGACCGGUCCUGAAUCCCUUAUCCUUAUCCAGAAGUCGGCUCAUGGCGGACCUCACCACAGGGACGGCAUUGCUGGGGGAUAGAGGCCAGGAGGCUAAGGCGCUAUGAAAGAUGCAGAUGACUAUGGGUGUGGAGACCACCAUCCUUAAUUCUGUCACCUUCAAGUUAUUGCAAGCUUGAGCUUUUAAGGA
This is a messenger RNA of Camelus dromedarius (Arabian camel), 1072 nucleotides long. RefSeq lists its product as uncharacterized. The record is from RefSeq and is a predicted model, not a curated record. Lineage: Eukaryota; Metazoa; Chordata; Mammalia; Artiodactyla; Camelidae. Bases 40 to 876 code for a protein of 278 amino acids. The transcript is spliced from 4 exons.